CAGAGGGACCAUUCCAGAAGGCCAGCCGCAGAGAAAUCGAGGGAGCACCAUGUCUUUCUCCAACCCUGAGGCUGCGCCCCGAGGGCCUGAGCCUGAACCCUCGAGCUCCAAGAAGAAGAAGAAGAAGAGAAAGUGGCCGCAACACGAGGCCAGAAUCCAAGCCCUCACCAGGGCUGGCCACGGAGCCCUACUGGCUGGCCGGAACCAUGAAGCCUUGACCUGCUUCCAGAGGGCCUUUGUCCUGGCCUCUGAACCCCCACAAACUCGGGACACCCCUGUUUUCCGGGCCUGUGCCUUCAACCUGGGGGCUGCCUAUGUGGAGACUGGGGACCCAGCCAGAGGCCUGGAGCUGCUGCUGCAAGCCCAGCCUGCAGAGAAGGCACAGGGCAGAGGUCAUGGAGACCAGUGUUUCAACGUGGCUUUGGCCUACGAGGCCCUGGGCAAGCUGCCUCGAGCUUUGGCCUGGUACCGCAGGGCCCUGGGCCACUACCGGCCACUCGGCGACCAGGGACAAGCCCAGGCAAAAAUGGGAGCCUGCUACCGGGCCCUGGGACAGCCUGAGCUCGCAGCCCAGUGUCUGCAGGAGGCUAGCCAGGCCUAUGCCCAAGCUGGGCAGUCCCAGGCUGCAGCCCUGGCUGCGGGGGCAGCGGCGGUGUGCAUGCUGGACAGCGGCCAGCAUGGGGUGGCCGAAGUGGUACAGGUGCUGGAGGAGAGCCGGAGGUUUGCAGAGAGGAGCCCUGAGAGCAGCCUGCUGGGGCAGCUCUAUGUUGACCUCGGCCUGAGCUACUCCCAGCUCCAACUGUUCCCGCUAGCAGCAGAGGCCUUCCUGCGGGCCCUGCCCCUGUGUCAGGGGCCAGGAGAGGAGGCCACAGUGCUGAGAAACCUCGGGGCUGCCCAAAGUGCCCUCGGCAACUAUCAGGAAGCUCGGGACUUUCACCAGAAGGCUGCUGACCUGCAUGGCUCGGUGGGGCAACGGCGGGAGCAGGGACGAAGCUUCGGUGGCCUGGCAUUCGCCCUGAGCCAGCUGGGGGACCACGGAGCUGCCCGAGACAGCUACCUGCAUGCCCUCCAGGCCGCCCGGGACACCGGGGACACAAAGGGGCAGUGGCAGGCUUGCGAGGGGCUGGGGGCUGCGGCAGCCAGACUGGGGCAGCACGACCAGGCCUUGCGCUACUAUAAGGAAGCGCUGGCCCGGAGUCAGAAGGAGCCAGACUCUGUGCGGGACCGGCUGGUGGCCAAGCUGGCCCAUGUCAUGAGGAUGAACCUGACGCAGGCUGGGCUUGUCCCAACGUACAUGCUGACUUCGGCGCCAGGGAGGACCCAGGCUCCAGGGGUGGCAGCAGGGCCCCCAGCCAGGGCGGGAAGGGGUGGGGCAGAAGUGCCACACAGGUCUUCGAGAGGGUGGGAAGAAGAAGAGUGCAUGGAGAGCCAGGAGGAGACAGAGGACCAGCCGCUUCCCGAUGAUGUCCCCGUGGUGUCUUGGGCGCAGAGCCUGGAGCGUCCAGGAACCGGGGCCCAUCUCCUGCUUGGAGGCCGAGGCCCCCUCCAAAAGGAGCACCCUGGCAUUCUGGUACCCAGUGGCCCCCAAGCCAAUAGGUGGUCGGGCUGGCCCAGGGAAGCCCCCAGCAGAAGCCGUCAGAGGAGACCCACGGAGUCUGGCUUCUGUGUGAUCGUGUGACCCCACUCUGCAGGCCCUGAGUGUGGCCUCUGUGGUUUCUGGGACCAAGGCUCUUCCCCGCUGUCCAGUGCCCUACGGACACACAAGGGAACACCACCGGCAAGAAGGCACCUCUGUCGGCUGAACAGGGCCUUUGCAGUCUGGGCACUGAGGUGUUGUUUGUUCCUUGUUGGGAGUUUGGGGCUCAAUGGGCAAAAGAAAAAGGGAAAAUGGACCGUGAAUUUCCCCCUUUUCCUUCUGGAUCCAUGACUGCUGAGGCCUCGCCGCUCUAAAAGCUGUGACAUCUUGGUCAGGAGGCUUUGCAGUCAUGGACUCGCUCCAGACCUCCACAUUCUCGAAGUGGAAAUGGGGACUAAAUGCUACAGAGGACUCAUCUUAGCCCACAGAUGGACUGUACCGCCUCCAUGAAAGUCACGCGCUGGGGACACAGCCCCUCAGGCGUGCCGGACGCUGCUGUCAGCAGCCACCACAUUUUGGAAAGUGUGUGGGUCACUCAGCGCCCACCACACCCUGCUCUGAGCCCUUCCCAAGGGUUUUCUCCCGCAGUCCUCACAGCAGACGACCCCCUUUCACAGAUGAGGAGAACAUGGGUGUCCUCCCGGCCACACAACUGAGAAGCGGGGAAGCCAGGAUUCAAACCCGGCCGGUGAGCACCUCGUAGAAUGGCGUGCGGCUUGCCACCCCGUUUACGCUAGGGCCUGCGGGGGGCUGAUUGUGUUGGUACCGAAUGUGCUGACGCCGACUGCCUGUGUUCUUGUAACUCGUGAUUCAAUUAAACAUCACACAAACUGAUGAACAAAGUGUGAAAACAAGCCCUGUUUGUACGAAAACGAAGCUGAAUCCUUGGAAGUCUUGAUUAAGGUGAGUCAAUUCAAAAACUACUGUUGAAUUCAUGUGAGCAAGACGAUGAUCACAUUUUGGGGUAAAAUAGUAAAAAUCUACAUGAAUUUUGCACUCAGAUUGCCUCAAACACACCAUUAACUGUUCCACGUCCAGGAAGCAGCCUGGAAAGUGCAGGGGACCCCUAAUGAGGUUGAUACAGGAGGGACGCAGAGCUCCAGUCCUGGGCUCCAGGAGAAGACGCCGGCCGCACUCCGACAGAUGGCAAACGGAUGCAUUUUUAAAUGGAAAUAAAAUAACCCAUUCUCGCUCGCGUCAGGGAAGAGGGCUUCUAUAACUGUGAAGUACUUCACCCUGAGAGUUUGAGGAGCCGUUAAACACCUGCAGGGGACCUAGCCUGUGCCACGCAUGGAACAGGCGGCUGGGGACACGGCGGCCCAC
This is a messenger RNA of Lutra lutra (Eurasian river otter), 2959 nucleotides long. It is a transcript of the gene TTC24, whose product is annotated as tetratricopeptide repeat domain 24. The record is from RefSeq and is a predicted model, not a curated record. Gene Ontology annotation, molecular function: protein binding. Lineage: Eukaryota; Metazoa; Chordata; Mammalia; Carnivora; Mustelidae. The transcript is spliced from 10 exons. Bases 50 to 1678 code for a protein of 542 amino acids.